Messenger RNA from Wasmannia auropunctata (little fire ant), 2226 nucleotides. It is a transcript of the gene Faf2, whose product is annotated as FAS-associated factor 2-like. The transcript is spliced from 7 exons. Gene Ontology annotation, molecular function: ubiquitin binding. The record is from RefSeq and is a predicted model, not a curated record. Gene Ontology annotation, cellular component: endoplasmic reticulum. Bases 385 to 1401 code for a protein of 338 amino acids. Lineage: Eukaryota; Metazoa; Arthropoda; Insecta; Hymenoptera; Formicidae.
UCGCGAGAGAGGUGCAUUGAGAGUCGAGCUUAAAAAAAUUGCAAAUUCUCAUUACCCGUGGAAAGCCAUGACAUCGGAAAAUAUUAUCGUGCACGCAGCAGCGGAGAAAUGAGGCGAGCCGCGUCGUGACGUCUCGUGGGACCACUCGCGCGCACGACUCCGCUCCACCAGCCUCGCUGGAGGUUAACUCCCGCCGGGGACACACCUGCGUGAUCCAAAUGGUUACGGGCCCGCGUCGUUAUAACCUGCGCCGCGUAUGCGAUCCCUACAUCAGCUGAUGAGCUCGAUGUAACUGCGCGUAACACACGGACAGUGCCGGAUCUCUUCGAGCACGUCUCGCAAAUCCCGAUCAGGAUUCAUCGGACAUAGGAAAACGUGGCCGCGAUGGCAGACCUCGCCUUGGGGGAGCUCAGCGGCGAUCAGACCGAGAAAGUGCUACAAUUUCAGGACCUCACCGGCAUCGAGGAUCUCUCGGUAUGCAGGGACGUUUUGCAGAGGCACAAUUGGAACUUGGAGGUGGCGGUUCAGGAGCAAUUAAAUUUGUACGAAGGCAGACCAUCCAUGUACGCACAAGACUCGCGUGCCCGCCCACCGCAGGUCGUAGAUGACAGUAGUUCGAGAAUUUAUUUUAGUUACCCUGGAAGCUCCGGCGGUAGCGGCGGUCUCUUAUCCUAUAUCUUUUCCAUGUGUUAUAAUCUAGUGAGCAGUAUCCUGCAGCUACUUUUUGCAAUAUUUAAGAGAAACGUUAGACCUGUGUCCUCCGAUCCAGUGGAAGAUGUAGUCAACUUUAUUAGGUCUUACGAGGAGCGUUACGGCAACACUCACCCAGUAUUUUACCAGGGCUCCUAUAGUCAAGCUCUUUCAGACGCGAAGCAAGAAUUGAGAUUUCUCUUGGUGUAUUUGCACAAAGAUGAGGCGCAGGAGGUUGACCAAUGGUGCCGAAAUACAUUGUGCGAUCCAGAAGUGAUACGUUAUGUAAACACGCAUACCUUGUUCUGGGCGUGUAACGUGAAAUCCGGAGAGGGUUACAAAGUCGCGGAAGCGCUCAAGUCGGGUUCAUAUCCCUUCCUAGCACUUAUCGUGCUUAAGGACAAUAGAAUGACAAUAGUCGGUCGGUACGUAAAGGCUAAUAUCCAAAGUAAACGCGUGGUCCCAUAUCGAAGCAAUCGGCUCGGUCAGCGAAACAAUAAUACACGACGAAAAGUAGAAUUGUGUAUGUACAUUUUUUUUCCUCAGGACGUUUACCAUUGGAUAUUCAGCCAGCCGGAUUCUCCAGCGAGUUUCGAGAUAACAACGAGCUAUCCUAGAAGAGUUCUCUAUCCUUGUAGAGACAUUUUGACUCUAUCGGAUGCCGGUUUAACCCAUCGGGAGGUCCUUCACGUUAACGAUCUAGACGACUAAUUACGAAUAAUAUUUCGAUAUAUGACAUUCUUCAAGUUCUAGUAUCAUUCCACGGGAAAAAUGAUACUGUCGUGAAAGACGCUUGUCAAGAGAUACAAGCUCAUGCAGCAUACACACACAUACACAUACACACGCAUGGCACACGCGCACACACACAUAAAUAUAUAUAUAUAUACAUAUACAUAUAUAUUUGAUACAUUCUAGUACUUUAUGUGAGGUAUACUUUAUCGGAUGAAAAAUAUGAUUACGCGAAAUAUACCAAAAGAUAGGAAUCAAAAGAAGGGGGAAAAAGUGUGUCUACACAUGCAGCUUAUUUAAAUUAACAAUCGGUAAAUUCGACCACCGCAUUUAUUUAAAAAAAAUGCAUUUCGUAUUUAGUAAAGGAAGAAAUCGAUAGAUAGGAAUAUAUUAAAAUUUUGUGUGUGUAAAAAAAAACUCGAUCUCGUAUAAAAAAAAAAUUGUACAACAAAACAAUUUUGUUUUUAUAUAUCUCUGACACUAAACGGUGUCAACAUUAAGAAGCGCUGAUAUGUAUAUUACGGACGGGAAUUUCGCGACGCUUGGAUAAAUAUUCCACGCGCCUGGGAAUUUUCUUGUAAAUUUGUCCAUUUAUUUCUCUGCGAGACACUGAAUUUGUCUAAUAUAAUUAAAUAUAUAUAAGAGGGGGGAGGGGGAGAGCAAAGCAUUUUUUAAUACAUGUUUAUUGUGCAAUCAGUUCCUUGUAAUUAACAGCAGGCGCUUUCGUUUGGAUACUCCCGCGGUUCCAGAAUAAUAAACCGAUAUCAAGAGAAUGGUUAAUAAAAUUCUAUGAAUUCCAUGUACAAA